AUGCGAUUUUUGCCCCGCACCCUAUUCAUAGGUGACGUCAUGCAGAUGGUUGAUACUGAGGAUGGUGACAUUCUUGUACUGACGGACCUUGUUCGAGAAGAGUUGGGUUUGAGUCGAUUACGGCUUUUACCAUCACUGCCAUCAGUUGUCGACAUAGAGGCUUUGGAAGAAUUAAAAGAUCGCAUAACACUAAGGCAAGCUAGUUCUAUAAAUAGUUCUGUGCGAUUUAGAUCCAGGUUGUCACUAAUUCCCGAGCAAGUUCCUUCUACCGUAGAAGAUUGUAAAGAGCCAAGUGAAGUGCCGUGCUUUGUCUAUGGAAGAAAAUACCGACAGCCCAUCAACAAGAUCCUGUCAUCACCACACGAAUAG
Messenger RNA from Cylicocyclus nassatus, 369 nucleotides. The record is from the annotation of a GenBank genome assembly. NCBI's taxonomy places the organism in Eukaryota, Metazoa, Nematoda, Chromadorea, Rhabditida, Strongylidae.